AUGGCACAGCUUUCAACCAAUGCCAAGGCUAUGGUCUCGGCGGUCGUCAACAAUGCCGACAACAAGUCCACUUGGACCACUUCCUGGCAUGGGGCUGGAGCCGCGGAGUUUGAUCUCAGAAGCGACACAAUGACGAAGCCUACCCCCUUGAUGCUCGAAGCUAUCUGCCAAACUACGCUUCUGGACGAUGUCUUCAAUGAGGACCCAGUCACCAAUGAGUUUCAAGAACAUGUCGCCGAAAUCACCAAACAUGAAGCUAGUCUGUUGGUUCUUUCCGGUACAAUGGGGAACCAAGUAGCCAUUCGCUCGCAUCUCGCACAGCCACCCCAUUCAGUGCUGUGUGAUUAUCGAUCUCAUAUCAUUUGUUAUGAGGCUGGAGGUGUAAGCGCCUGGACUGGUGCCACUGUUCAAACCGUCACGCCGAAAAACGGGGUCUAUCUGACUUUGGAGGAUGUCAAGAAGCACGCUGUGCUUGACGAUGAUAUUCACCACUGCCCGACCAAGCUAAUCAGCUUGGAAAAUACACUUGGCGGAACGAUCAUGCCACUCGCCGAGGCAAAGCGCAUCGUGGAAUGGGCCCACUCUAAUGACAUCAAAGUUCACCUGGAUGGUGCCCGAUUAUGGGAGGCUGUUGUCGCCGGUGCUGGGAGCUUGCCCGAGUACACAAGCCUAUUUGAUAGCGUCAGUCUUUGCUUCUCGAAGGGAUUGGGAGCGCCCAUGGGCAGUAUCAUUGUCGGGUCCAAAGACUUUAUCAAGAAGGCGCGCUGGUUCCGCAAGUCCAUUGGUGGCGGUGCCCGACAGACGGGUGUGAUCGCAGCUGCCGCGUGGGUUGCCCUUGACGUAACUUUCGGGACAGAUCCUAAUGGCCAGACCGGAAAGCUCGCUGCUACUCAUGAGAAAGCGAAGCGGGUGGCCGAUCUAUGGACCAACCGCGGGGGCAAGCUGGAGCACCCCGUAGACACCAAUAUGGUAUGGUUGGAUCUCGAGGCCUCGGGAGUGGGUCCAAAUGACCUGGCAGAGAUUGGGAAAGAGAAAGGGCUCCAAUUACUUGGUGGUCGCGUUGUGAUACAUUACCAGGUAUCGGACGAGGCCAUCUCACGGUUGGAGCAGGUGUUCGAUGCUGCCCUCAAAGGUGAUUUCAAACGGAGUGAAGACACCAGCAAGCCUUACGGUAGCAGAUAA
Messenger RNA from Penicillium bovifimosum, 1182 nucleotides. RefSeq names its product threonine aldolase GLY1. Bases 1 to 1182 code for a protein of 393 amino acids. Gene Ontology annotation, cellular component: cytosol. The record is from RefSeq and is a predicted model, not a curated record. The transcript is spliced from 3 exons. Gene Ontology annotation, biological process: L-threonine catabolic process; glycine biosynthetic process. NCBI's taxonomy places the organism in Eukaryota, Fungi, Ascomycota, Eurotiomycetes, Eurotiales, Aspergillaceae. Gene Ontology annotation, molecular function: L-allo-threonine aldolase activity.